Molecule: messenger RNA, 5836 nt
Organism: Corythoichthys intestinalis (scribbled pipefish)
Lineage: Eukaryota; Metazoa; Chordata; Actinopteri; Syngnathiformes; Syngnathidae
Product: aquaporin-9-like
Exons: 6
Coding region: 1022-1918 (298 amino acids)
Biological process (GO): glycerol transmembrane transport; water transport
Cellular component (GO): basolateral plasma membrane; plasma membrane
Molecular function (GO): glycerol channel activity; urea transmembrane transporter activity; water channel activity
Source: RefSeq, a predicted model, not a curated record
GGUUGUCCACAGGUCUCCUUAACUGAUAUUUAUGAGAGGCAGGUUAUGAGGAAGGCAAAUGACAUACUUGACUGUGCAGAUCACCCCCUUCAUUGUUCAUUUGAGGUUCUCCCUUCAGGCAGGAGAUUCAGAGUCCCUUGUUUUAAGUCCAACAGGACAAAGAACUCCUUUUUACCAAGUGCGAUUAGGCUGCUAAAUUUGCACAAUUCUUGGACCGAGAGGCGAAGCUGUUCAUAGCAUUUUUUAAAAUUGUGGUCUUUGUUAUUUUAUGUGUAUGUGUUAUCUGUUGUUGUGUAUCUGUGUGCUCACCUGCUGUAAGAUAAGUUUCCCCUCCUUAGGGGACAAUAAACUUGAACUUGAACAGGGUCAGUUUGUAACAGAAAAAGUGUGACGAUUGCAGGAGUGCCUAAAUGUUAAAAAUUAUUGUUUUUCAGAAAGCCACAAUCAAAUAACCCUUUCUGGAUUCUUCACGGAACAAAAGUAAAUAAAAUGAAAAUAAUAAUAUAAUAUAAUAAUAAUAAAUAAUAAUAACACUAUUAAUUAAAUUGAUAAUAACCAAAUAACCCUCUCUGAGUUCUUCACAGAAAAAGGCCAGGAAUUAAAUAAUACUAUUGAGAAAAAAAAAAAUCAAAAUGCUCUCUGGUAUUGUUCAGGGGGCUGGACCAAAUGUGGAGGCGGGCCGGAUAACUAAUGAAACAUUUGCUAUGAUACUUCAAAACAUGUAGUUUCUAAACCUUUAUGUACUGCCAAAAACGGGGAAAUAAAAACACGGCUUGCUUAAGAGGUUGUCUUUCCAUAUAGUUGUAUCAUUCAUACAGGCAGUCACGACACAAUAGCAUCCACACGUGUCAUUCACUGUGCCUGGAAACUGUGAUGUUUGCACGAGCGGAUCAAUUCUGUCCACUGAAUGGCUGAAUUUAGGCAGAGAUGACUGACAUAACAUCCACUCCGCUGAAGUUAAUGCAGCAGGCACUUUUAUCACAGUCAGCACAGAGGAACCUUGAAACAACACCAGAAAAGGAUGAGGAAACACUGUGCGAUCAAACAUGGAAUAUUCAAGGAAUUCCUGGCAGAAUUCCUCGGGACCUUUGUUUUGGUUUUGUUUGGCUGCGGCUCCGUUGCCCAAACUGUUCUGAGUCGAAACUCCUUGGGUGAGCCGCUCACCGUGCACAUUGGCUUCUCCGUUGGACUGAUGAUGGCGGUUUACGUGGCCGGUGGGGUAUCAGGGGGCCACGUGAACCCUGCGGUCUCCCUGGCUAUGGUCAUCCUUGGCAAACUGAAGAUUUGGAAGUUUCCUCUCUACAUCAUCGCUCAGUUUCUCGGUGCGUUUGCAGGAGCUGCUGCAGUAUUUGGAUUAUACUACGAUGCUUUCAUGGACUUCACCAGUGGGAUUCUGUCGGUGACGGGAAUCAAUGCGACCGGUCACAUAUUCGCAUCCUACCCGGCGAGGCACCUGUCCAUUCUUGGAGGAUUUAUCGACCAGGUGGUGGGCACCGGCAUGCUGGUUUUGUGCAUCUUAGCCAUCAUUGAUGGCGGAAACAUUGGUGCCCCCAAAGGUGUUGAGCCCCUGGCUAUCGGACUGAUCAUCAUGGCCAUCGGUGUGUCUAUGGGACUCAACUGUGGCUACCCCUUAAACCCUGCCAGGGACCUCGGACCACGACUUUUCACCGCCGUGGCAGGAUGGGGGAUGGAGGUUUUCAGCACGGCAGACUACUGGUGGUGGAUCCCUGUGGCGGGUCCUAUGGUUGGGGCCGUGGUGGCGGCCGUCCUGUACUACUUGCUUAUUGAACUUCACCAUCCACGCUGCGAAGCCGAGAAGCCACAGGAGGAUGGGGCCGAGGAGGAGGAGGAGGAAGAAGAUGAGGAGGACGAGGACUGCAGUAUGAAGGACAAAUACGAGAUGAUCACCAUGAGUUAAACUCAGUGGCAUUUGCUACUAUGACACAAAUAUAGAAGCAAUCUAUAUCAGCCAUCAGCUACAGUGGGGCAAAUAAAUAUUUAGUCAACCACUAAUUGUGCAAGUUCUCCCACUUGAAAAUAUUAGAGAGGCCUGUAAUUGUCAACAUGGGUAAACCUCAACCAUGAGAGACAGAAUGUGGAUUAAAAAAAACAGAAAAUAACAUUGUUUGAUUUUUAAAUAAUUUAUUUGCAAAUCAUGGUGGAAAAUAAGUAUUUGGUCAAUACCAAAAGUUCAUCUCAAUACUUUAUGUACCCUAUGUUGGCAAUAACGGAGGCCAAACGUUUUCUGUAACUCUUCACAAGCUUUUCACACACUGUUGCUGGUAUUUUGGCCCAUUCCUCCAUGCAGAUCUCCUCUAGAGCAGUGAUGUUUUGGGGCUGUCAUUGGGCAACGCCGACUUUCAACUCCCUCCACAGAUUUUGUAUGGGGUUGAGAUCUGGAGACUGGCUAGGCCACUCCAGGACCUUGAAAUGCUUCUAACGAAGCCACUCCUUUGUUGCCCUGGCUGUGUGUUUGGGAUCAUUGUCAUGCUGAAAGACCCAGCCACGUCUCAUCUUCAAUGCCCUUGCUGAUGGAAGGAGAUUUUCACUCAAAAUCUCUCGAUACAUGGCCCCAUUCAUUCUUUCCUUGACACCAGACAUGUCCAAAGUCUGGCCCGGGUGCCAAAUGCGGCCCUUGGUCAAAUUUCAUCCGGCCCCCAGCCUCUGUCAUAAAAUAACAUCUGGCCCGCACACAGAUUUAAUAAAUUGGUCAGCAGUACUGCAACCAGCAUAUGAAGUAGCUUACACACGAAAUGCUGCUCCUCAUUUACCCACUAAAAGGCAGCAGCACUUUAACCCUUUAUUGCCAAAUGUAUCACAUUUGAUACACCUAAAAUUUCAUAAUUUUCUGACUAAUUUAGAAUUUUGACAUUUCUUUUUGGAAAAAAAAAAAAUAUGGAUGCAAGUCAACACAUGCAUCUGCAGGUUCCAUGAGAAAAAAAACCAUGAUUUAGUAUUGGUUAUAGACAUUAGAGCGCUUAUUACACAUAUUCAUUUUGACUUUUCUUUUCAUAAAUUUGAAAAAAGGUUUCAUUAGGACCUUAUUUUUCAAAUUUUGGGAUUCUCUGAUAAUUGCUUCAUGUUGCAGGUAUUUAAGGGCUAAGCAACAUUACUACGUGUGACCCUCUACUUCCAAUUUUCUAAGAUGGUGACAUUCAACAAAAAAAGUUGACUGUGACGCCGACGCUUCAAGGAUGGAUGGAAAUUGGACUAUUUCUUCACCAAAAUACGCAACAACUGUGUCUUGCCUCAUUUGCAAAGUGACAGUCGCUGUUUUUAAAGAUUUCAAUGAGGCGAUGUUACCAAACAAGACACGCUCACAUGUACGACAACAUUACAGGGAAAAUACGCAGCGAGAAAUUGAAGCAACUUGAAGCUAGUUUAAUUUUACAGCAGUAGUAUUUCGCAAGAGCCCGAGAGUCGAAAGAGAACGCCGCAAAGGCUAGUUGCGAGAUUGUUGAAAUUAUUCAUUAAAAAGAUAAUAAAGCAAAUGUGACACACUGAAUUUUUUGCCUAAAUAUACUGUUCUAUGUAAAGGACGUCAGCCACGGUCGGCCCCCCACAUUUUUACCAAGCCAAAUCUGGUCCCCUUUGCAAAAAGUUUGGACACCCCUGCUUUACACAGAUCAGUCGUCCUGGUCCCUUUGCAGAAAAACAGCCCCAAAGCAUGAUGUUUCCACCCCCCAUGCUUCACAAUGGGUAUGGCUUUCUUCGGAUGCAAUUCAGUAUUCUUUCUCCUCCAAACACGAGAACCUGUGUUUCUACCAAAAAGUUCUAUUUAGGUUUCAUCUGACCAUAACACAUUCUCCCAGUCCUCUUCUGGAUCAUCCAAAUGCUCUCUAGCGAAUCACAAACGGACCUGGAUGUCUACUUUCUCCAGCAGGGGGACACGUCUGGCAGUUCAGGAUUUGAGUCCCUGACGGCGCAUUGUGUUACCAAAAGUAGCCUUUGUUACUGUGGUCCCAGCUCUCUGUAGGUCAUUCACUAGGUCCCCCCGUGAGGUUUUGGGAUUUUUGCUCACCGUUCUUGUUAUCAUUUUGACGCCACGGGGUGAGAUCCAGCAUGGAGCCCCAGAUCGAGGGAGAUUAUCAGUGGUCUUGUAUGUCUUCCAUUUUCUAAUAAUUGCUCCCACAGUUGAUUUCUUUACACCAAGCGUUUUACCUAUUGCACAUUCAGUCUUCCCAGCCUGGUGCAAGUCUACAAUGUUGUCUCUGGUGUCCUUCGACAGCUCUUUGGUCUUGGCCAUAGUGGAGUUUGGAGUGUGACUAACUGAGGUUGUGGACAGGUGUUUUUUAUACCGGUAAUGAGUUAAAACAGGUGCCAUUAAUACAGGUAACGAGUGGAGCCUAGUUAGACCUCGUUAGAAGAAGACCUCUUUGACAGCCAGAAAUCUUGCUUGUUUGUAGGUGACCAAAUACUUAUUUUCCACUCUAAUUUGGAAAUAAAUUCUUUAAAAAUCAAACAAUGUGAUUUUUUUUUUUUUUUCUCCAUAUUCUUUACCCAUGUUGACAAUUACAGGCUUCUCUAAUCUUUUCAAGUAGGAAAACUUGCACAAUUGGUGGCUUACUAAAUACUUACAGUUGUGGUCAAAAGUUUACAUACACUUGUGAAGAGCAUAAUGUCAUGGCUCUCUUGAGUUUCCAGUUAUUUCUACAACUCUGAUUUUUCUCUGAUAGAGUGAUUGGAACAGAUACUUCUUUGUCACAAAAAACAUUCAUGAAGUUUGGUUCUUUUAUGACUUUGUUAUGGGUGAACAGAAAAAAGUGAUCAAAUCUGCUGGGUCAAAAAUAUACAUACAGCAGCGCUAAUAUUUGGUAACAUGUCCCUUGGCCAUUUUCACUUCAAUUAGGCGCUUUUGGCAAGCUUCUGGUUGAAUCUUUGACCACUCCUCUUGACAGAAUUGGUGCAGUUCAGUUAAAUUUGAUGGCUCUCUGACAUGAACUUGUUUCUUCAGCAUUGUCCACAAGUUCUCAGUGGGGUUUAAGUCAGGACUUUGGGAAGGCCAUUCGAAAACCUUAAUUCUAGCCUGAUUUAGCCAUUCCAUUACCACUUUUGAUGUGUGUUUGGGGUCUUUGUCCUGUUGGAACAGCCAACUGCGCCCAAGACCCAAUCUUCGGGCUGAUGACGUUAGGUUAUCUUGAAGAAUUUGAAGGUAAUCCUCUUUCUUCAUUAUCCCAUUUACUCUCUGUAAAGCACCAGUUCCAUUGGCAGCAAAACAGCCCCACAGCAUAAUACUACCACCACCGUGCUUGACGGUAGGUAUGGUGUACUUGGGGUUAAAGGCCUCACCUUUUCUCCUCCAAACAUAUUGCUGGGCAUUGUGGCCAAACAGCUCAAUUUUGUUUUUGUCUGACCACAGAGCCUUCCUCCAGAAGGUCUUAUCUUUGUCCAUGUGAUCAGCAGCAAACUUCAGUCGAGCCUUAAGGUGCCGCUUUUGGAGCAAGGGUUUCCUUCUUGCACAGCAGCCUCUCAGUCCAUGGAGUUGCAAAACACGCUUGACUGUGGACACUGACACCUGUGUUCCAGCAGCGUCUAAUUCCUGGCAGAUCUGCUUUUUGGUGAUUCUCAGUUGAAUCUUCACCCUCCUGACCAAUUUUCUCUCAGCAGCAGGUGAUAGCUGGUGUUUUCUUCCUGAUCGUGGCAGUGACAAAACAGUGCCAUGCACUUUAUACUUACAAACAACUGUUUGCACUGUUGCUCUUGGGACCUGCAGCUGCUUUGAAAUGGCUCCAAGUAACUUUCCUGACUUGUUCAAGUCAAUGAUUUGCUUUUUCAGAUCCAUGUAUGUAUAUUUUUGACCCAGCAGAUUUGAUCACUUUUUCUGUUAACCCAUAAU